AUACGGAACAGCUCCCCUUCAAAACCGAUCACCUUACCACCUGAUAGUAUCAGGCUGAUACAGCACCCACCGUCACUAACGGAACGUCACCAUGGACGACUCUGCAACUGCGGGCGAUCGUCGCGGCAUGUGGGCCAUGGUCAAGGAGGGAUACGAAGGGCUUGUGAGCACCGUGAUUCGCCCUCUUAGGGCGCAGUACACCCCCUCCGAUCUCGGUCCGAAGCGCGCACAGAUCGGAGACGUGUCGGUGCAGCGCGUGGACAUCAAGCUCAAGAACCCAGCGGGUUAUACACUCGAAUGCAGCUGGUGGAAGCCGCGCAAGCCCAAAAACGGAGAGCUACAGGAGCAGGACAAGCGUCCGUGCAUCGUAGUGCUUCACGGCAACAGUUCCUGCCGUCUUGGAGCAUUGGAGAUCGUCAUGUACGCAUUACCCGCAGGAUUUACAGUGUUUGCACUGGAUUUUUCCGGCUCCGGACUGUCCGAUGGCAAGUAUGUGUCACUGGGCUACCAUGAGCGUACGGACAUUGCGACGGCGGUGAAAUACGUACGGAAAACAGGAGAAGCCUCGAGUUUGUGCCUUUGGGGACGCAGUAUGGGCGCAGUGGCGGCGCUCAUGUACGCAGAGUCAGACUCAGCCAUAAACGCCAUGGUACUGGACUCUCCGUUCUCGAGUCUGCCAAGACUCGCCACGGAGCUGGUAGAGGACGGGAAACUGGGCGUACCGAAGAUCGCAGUGAAGUUGGUGAUGCGUCUUAUUCGACGGGAUAUCAAGAAGCGAGCCAAGUUUGACAUGUUCAAGUUGAAGCCUAUUGCCAAAGUCCACAAGUGCUCCGUACCAGCGUUUUUCGUGGUGGGGUUACAGGAUGAAUUGGUGGGGCCACACCAUGUGGAGGCGCUCUAUAAACUUCACAAUGGUCCGAACCAAUUGUUCAAGUUCCCAGGUGGACACAAUAGUCCAAGACCCUUUAACUUUUUCAUCCAGGCGCUCCAGUUUUUGCGAGUUAUGGUGGGUUUGAUGCCGCUUCCGGACGAUCUGUCGACGUUUGAUCUGUCACCAGCUCAGCGACAGCAAAUGCAGUCUGGGAAAUCCGAUAAAAAGGUGUCUCCUAAGCGCAAGAAGCCAUCGCGCGUGUACAAGAAUCCGCUGGAGCCGGGUGUUUCGAUUGAGGCGGUCCACAAAAUGUCUAUUAAGGAGCUGAAGCAAUGUAUCGACCGCGCCGGAUACAGUGAUAUAACGUGUAUAGAGAAGAAGGAAAUGGUGGAUCUCGUGCUGAAGCUUUACGCUCGAUAUAGGAGAUCCAGCAAGCAGGCAGCCGAGGACAGGCAACCGGCUGUGACAGUGUCAACGUCAGAAGAGGAAGAGCCGGACGCUACGCCAGCCUGUAAAGCGAGUCCAGAGAGCAAACCAGCGCCUUUGGAGACUUCGGACUCGGGAAAGCAACGGCGUCAUAGUGAGGGCGACGCGUUUCUUGCUGCAGCAACAGCAGAAUCGCCGAGUCUUGCUUCGAUAAAGAGCACUGCCUCCAGCAUUCUUUCCGACGCCGAGUUGGCUCGACGAUUGAGUAUUGAUAAUCCUAGUGAUAAGGAGGACGAUUCAGAGGACAAGGAUGCAAAAUAACUGGAAACGCGGAGAUUAUUUUGUUGUGAACGCGAAAUAUCAGAAAAAACACCUUGCGCCACAAUUUCAGUCUCAUUGACGUAACGCGCUCAACGGAGACUGAACGAUGAAAUGAGACUAAAGAGUCGAGUCGUUGCACUGAACGCGACCCAUUUCAUAACUUCUUUCAAGCUGAGCAGACAGGUGCUUGUGUUCGUACAUGUAGAGUUUUGUAGAGUGCAGAAGCAGAAACUGAAACCUGUAACGGGAGCUGUGCCACUCGAAGCAUUUCGCACUUUUGGAGAUUCGAUUAACAUCAAAUACUUCAGAUGAUCACACAACUGCGAUACAGAGUAGUCUCAUUCCUGCAACAUACAUUUUUUAUGAUAGUGUCCCCUAUCAUAAAAAAUGUAUCCCCUUACACUAUUUAUUUGUAAAAUAGAUAUCCGGCU
This is a messenger RNA of Phytophthora nicotianae INRA-310, 2049 nucleotides long. RefSeq lists its product as hypothetical. Lineage: Eukaryota; Oomycota; Peronosporomycetes; Peronosporales; Peronosporaceae. The coding region runs from base 92 to 1618 and encodes 508 amino acids. The transcript is spliced from 2 exons. The record is from RefSeq and is a predicted model, not a curated record.